UACCUAUGGAAUAAAGGGGAUCGGAAAGUAAGCAAAAAACUUCUUCAUUUAGCACAAGGACCCUCUAAGAGGGUAAGCUAUUAUAGUGCAUAUGUCGUUAAUGGAUUUAGGUUCCACACUACAGAAUACGCCUCACGGUGCACCACCCAAAAUAAUGGAGUUGUUGUCAAAGGGGAUAUCCAUAGUGGUGAGAGAGAUUAUUUUGGCUUAUUGAAGGAGAUUAUUGAACUAGAAUACUUACACGAUAGUAAGGUGGUACUCUUUCGAUGUGAUUGGUAUAAUGUAUAUGAUGAUCUUAAAGGUAUAAAGGAAAAAAAUGGGCUUAUUUCUGUAAAUGUUACUCAAUUUUUACAAACUGACGAGCCAUAUGUCUUAGCAAGCCAGGUGGGACAAGUUUAUUAUAUGAUGAAUCAAGUAUACCCACAUUGGCGGUUUGUAGUGAAAACUUUGCCUCGCAACCUUUAUAAUAUGUCUUUGGAAAGUGAAAAAGAUGCUGACGUAGAGGCAGAGUGGAGCCAUAUGGAAUAUUCAUUGGGUGAGAAUUCAAAUUGUUAUGUAGUUGAGGCAGAGGAUGUUAAAUAUCCUGUUGUAAGAACUGAUAUAGAGCCAGAAGUUAUCGAUCAUAUUCAUAUUACAGAACUAAAAGAAAAAGUAAGACAAUAUAAAAAAAAGAUAAGGAAGUGGAGGAUGUGGUGGAGGAAGAGGGGGAAGAGGAAAACGAAGAAGACGAAGAAGAAAAAAGAGAUGACGAGUAUGAAGAAAAAGAACAAGAAGAUGAUAAUAAUUCAAAUGGCUGUUGAAAUGAACUCCUCAAGUGGACUAGAUGGUGCUUCGAGAUCAGAUAAGGAAAAUCAAUUUGAAAAAGCUAAAAGAGGAAAGACUCGAGGUGCAAAAUGGAAGAAAAAAAGGGACUUGGAGAAAACAAGAGUGCAUAUAGAUAUACCUCCAUGCUUGCAGCGAGUUGUAGGACCAAAUGCACAACAAUUCAUUACCGAGACAAGCUAUCACUACUAAAAAACAGCUAUUUUGUGACGGAAAUUUGUGACGGACAAAUCCCUCACAAAUUUGUGACGGAUUUGUGACAGACUAGUGUAGGAUUUAUAUUUUUGUGACGGAAUUAUUGACGGAUAAAACUUUUGGUUGCAAAUUUUUUCGGAAAGAAAA
Molecule: messenger RNA, 1164 nt
Organism: Mercurialis annua (annual mercury)
Lineage: Eukaryota; Viridiplantae; Streptophyta; Magnoliopsida; Malpighiales; Euphorbiaceae
Exons: 3
Coding region: 403-1014 (203 amino acids)
Source: RefSeq, a predicted model, not a curated record